AUGCCGGGCACCUGCCACCGGCUACGGAUACCAUCGAUCAUCUCCAACCGCUCCUCGAAUGGCGCAUCGUCCUCCACAUCCUCGUCCUCGGCAGGUGUCUCCGCCGGACCUUCGAUUACCGAUGACGACCUGUUCGGAUGCGAAGGAGUUAUGCCCUCGUCGCCACCGGCCACGGUCAAGAAGGAGCGUCAUCGGGUGACGAUGAUGGGUGCGGCCCGCGUUGGCAAGUCAUCCAUCAUCUCCCAGUUCCUGUACGAGAAGUAUCUGUCGCGCUACAAGCAAACGAUCGAGGAGAUGCACCGCGGUGAGUACGAGCUCCCCGACGGUUCGACCUUGACACUGGACAUUUUGGACACGUCCGGUUCGUACCAAUUUCCGGCCAUGCGUGCCCUUUCCAUCAACAAGAGCGGAGCGUUUAUACUGGUGUACGCCGUGGACGAUGAGGAAUCCUGGAACGAGGUGGAACGAUUGCGCGAACAGAUCAUCGCGGUACGUGGCACACGAGUGCCGAUCGUGAUCGUUGGCAACAAGGCGGACGUGCUCGAGGAACAUCGGCAGAUCCCGUUUAAGGUGGCACGCUCCCGGGCCCUGCUCGAGUGGGGUUGCGGAUACGCCGAAUGUUCGGCCAAGAACAACGAAGGCAUCCUGACCGUCUUCAAGCAGCUGCUCCGACAGGCCAACAUUGAGUACAACCUGAGCCCUGCCGUCCGUCGUCGGCGAAAGUCGCUACCGAGCUACACCGGCGGCACCAACCCAGCGCGGGCCAACACCGCAAGGUAUUAUCUCAAGAGGCAUUCCUGCUCGGUGCAGUAG
Messenger RNA from Anopheles marshallii, 813 nucleotides. Its product is annotated as ras-related protein Rap-2b-like. The coding region runs from base 1 to 813 and encodes 270 amino acids. The record is from RefSeq and is a predicted model, not a curated record. Lineage: Eukaryota; Metazoa; Arthropoda; Insecta; Diptera; Culicidae. Gene Ontology annotation, molecular function: GTP binding; GTPase activity. The transcript has 2 exons.